CAGGCUUCCCCACCCCAAGUCCUGGCCCUCUGCACUCUCUGACUGACCCCUGACCCCUGUCCAGAGACAGCACUCCUGAGCCUGAAAGGGUUAACCCCCAUGCGCUUCUCCAUCCCCAGCUCUCCUCCCCUUCUCCUCCCUGCUCCCUCUCUGUCUGUCUCUGUGUCUGUCUCUCCGACACUUUCAGUCACAUCCGCCUGCAGGGGCACAGCUCCCCCAGCUCAUACAUCCCCAGACUGUGCAGAUCUUUCUGAUUUCCCCAGGAUAUCUCCGUCUGCCCUGGCCAGGCUCUCCGGAUCCCCUGCUCCAGAGCUUCUGAUGAAAAGAGUCUACCUCGAAGUUCAUUCAUCAACAUCUGCUGACAAAGAUAAAAAAGGAAAGAAACUCCACAAGGAACUAGACAAGAUCCCCAAACCAAGUCAACACAUCCUUGGAUAUGCCUUGACUUCAAUGUAAAGGUGGACGAAGGAGUGAAAAGGGGUGUCCUUGAAGGGGACACCAGUGUGCCAGGCAGAGGCCAUCCUACAACCACACAUCUUUUCCAAGUUUUGCCAGGGAAUGGGGCUGUGAGCCCUGCUUUUGCCAUGUGCCUGCCAGGGGAAGUGGCCCCAUGCCUGAUGCCAACCUCUCAAAACACCAGCGACCCUGCCCCACUGCCCUGUUCCCGGCCUAUGAACAUUAGCCAAGAAGAACGGAGGCUCAUUGCUUCACCCUGGUUUGCUGCCACCUUCUGCCUCGUGGGCCUGGCCUCUAACCUGUUGGCCUUGGUGGUAUUGGCUGGUGCCCGACGGGUGAGCAGCUACCGGGCUCGCUCCUCCUUCCUUACCUUCCUCUGCGGCUUGGUGCUCACUGACUUCCUGGGGCUGUUUGUAACUGGCUCUGUGGUUGUCUCUCAACAUGCCACACUCUUUGACUGGGCUGGCACCGACCCCGGUUGCCACCUGUGUAGGUUCAUGGGUGUAGCCAUGGUUUUCUUCGGCCUCAGCCCACUCCUACUGGGCACUGCCAUGGCAGCAGAGCGCUUUGUGGGCAUCAACCAGCCUUUUUCACGCCCAGCAGCUGCAUCCCAGCGCCGGGCCUGGGCCACUGUGGGACUAGUGUGGGCAGCCUCCUUUAGCUUGGGCCUCCUACCUGUCAUUGGCCUGGGUCGAUACACCAUCCAGUACCCUGGCUCCUGGUGCUUCUUGACUCUGGGGUCCCAAGUGGGUGAUGUGACCUUCGGUCUGCUCUUUGCGCUGCUGGGUGCCUUCUCCGUGGGCCUCUCCUUCGUCUUCAACACCAUUAGUGUGGUCACCCUGUGCCGUGUUUACCAUGACCAAGAGGCAGCCUGCCAGCGGCCACGAGACAGCGAGGUGGAGAUGAUGGCGCAGCUGCUGGGCAUCAUGGUCGUCGCUACCAUCUGCUGGAUGCCUUUGUUGGUCUUCAUUGCGCAGACGGUCCUUCAGAGCCCACCCGUGAUGCUCCCCAGUGGCCAGCUGCCCCGGCAUGCAGAGCGUUUGCUCCUCAUCUACCUUCGGGUGGCCACCUGGAACCAGAUCCUGGACCCCUGGGUCUACAUCCUGUUCCGAAGGGCCGUGCUAAAGCGUAUCUACCCUCGAUUGACAGUUCGGCGCUCCAUCCCCUCUCUGGAUACAACCAUCCCCCACUCUCUGCAGCCCAAGUGCACCGAGGAGACACAGCCACAGUAGCCCCCACUAGAGAACAGGGGGCACAGAGGCCAAUCAGAGCUGCUGGUGGCAAGAACACUGGGCUGUCCAAGGGCUAAGUCUGGGAGGGGGCUGCCAUCAAGAGAACACAGAUUCCAGGCUUAGCAAAGUGAAGCGGACCCUGCAUUGUGGACAUGUGAACAAGGUGGGAGUGAGGUAGGAGUAGGGGGCUUGGGGUCAGAAGGUGAGCCCUAAAGAGAUAUCUAGGUUCAGCACCCUGGACCCCUGGUGACCUUGUCCUCUCCAUUGCACUCCUGCCCCCUCCUAAUAAUUAAACUCCCUUGCCCACCCUC
This is a messenger RNA of Vombatus ursinus (common wombat), 1999 nucleotides long. It is a transcript of the gene TBXA2R, whose product is annotated as thromboxane A2 receptor. The coding region runs from base 585 to 1688 and encodes 367 amino acids. The record is from RefSeq and is a predicted model, not a curated record. Gene Ontology annotation, biological process: positive regulation of vasoconstriction; positive regulation of blood pressure; inflammatory response. Gene Ontology annotation, molecular function: thromboxane A2 receptor activity. The transcript is spliced from 4 exons. Gene Ontology annotation, cellular component: plasma membrane. NCBI's taxonomy places the organism in Eukaryota, Metazoa, Chordata, Mammalia, Diprotodontia, Vombatidae.